This is a messenger RNA of Aspergillus pseudotamarii, 2986 nucleotides long. RefSeq names its product transcription factor domain-containing protein. Gene Ontology annotation, molecular function: DNA-binding transcription factor activity; transcription cis-regulatory region binding. Bases 117 to 2852 code for a protein of 911 amino acids. The record is from RefSeq and is a predicted model, not a curated record. Gene Ontology annotation, biological process: positive regulation of transcription by RNA polymerase II. The transcript is spliced from 2 exons. Gene Ontology annotation, cellular component: nucleus. NCBI's taxonomy places the organism in Eukaryota, Fungi, Ascomycota, Eurotiomycetes, Eurotiales, Aspergillaceae.
CGUGUACAAAGCUUGGACUCAAGUGCGACUACAAGCCCCCGAGAUGGUGGGCCAAUACCGAACACCGGCGGAAACAGAGGGAUAGACUCAAGGAUAGGGUCCGGCAAUCAAAGGUUAUGGAAAAGGAGGGAACUAUAAAGGAAUAUGAGGACCGAAUUCGUGCACUCGUAGAGAAGCCAUCCCUAGGCAAUGAUGAUGGCUUCAGCCUUUCAAUGUUUGGUGAACAGCCUAAUCUUUUUGCUGCGCCUGGUUCAGCGCCCAUGAUCCCAUUUGAUAUGAGCGUUCAAACCAACACCCAGGCUUUCAUCAACAAUGUGCCGUUGAGCCAAGGACUUCCUUUCCCUGCAUAUAAUCACUUCAGCAGUAUGCCGAACCCACAGCUGCUUCAGCCCACAACCCAGCUUCCGCCGAUUACCAGCCCACAGCUUCCUCUUCCCAUGUCACAGCUUCAGCUACCAGUGAAUCAACUCCAAGCUUCGAAUAUGCAAGUCCAAGUAUCAACUGAUCAGGCCCAACCAGCGACUACGCAGCUCCACGUUUCUGCAGAGCAAUUACAAUCGCCGAAUACACAGUUUCAGUCAUCAGCUGACCAGCUUCAACCAGCUACUACACAGUUCCAGACACCAACCGGUCAGGCCCAGUCGGCAGUCGCACGGUUUCAGGCUUCUGCAGAACAGUUUCAGUCAUCAAUUCCGCAGCUUCAAACACCAACUGAUAAUCGUCAACCAGCGGCAACGCAGUUCCAAGUCCCAGUUGAACAGUCAGCUACUGAAUAUCAGCUGCCAGCCGAACCGAUCCCAUCAACAGCUACACAGUUUCAAGCUCAUACAGAACAUUUCCAGUCUUCUACUCCGCAGCUUCAUCUACCAGAUGGACAAUUCCAGUCGUCGACUGCGGAGUUUCAAUCACCCGUUGAUCAGGCUCAAUCAUCAGUCACACAGUUCCAAGUUCCUGAAGAGCAAUUCCAGUCCUCUACUCCGCAACUUCAAUCUCCAAUUGAACAGUUCCAGUCCUCCACUUCGCAGGCCCAUCCAUCUGCGGAGCAAUAUCAAACAUCCGCUGUGCAUCCCCAACCAACAACGAACCAUAUUCACUCAGGGAAUACGCAGUUCCAACCAUCUGUGGAACAAUUUCAAUCAACUGCGCAAACUCAGCCAUCUGUUGGGCAAUUCCAGUCGCCAGCCGAACAGUUUCAGAUACCAAGUACUCCAUUUCAACCAUCGGCACAAUUCCAGUCACCAAAUCCUCAGUUUCAGCCAACAGCUGCGCAAUUUCAGGCUCCAGGCUCUCAAUUCCAGCCACUUUCUGCACAGUUCCCGGUUCCAGGAUUUCAGUUCCCCAUGCCAAACAUGCAGCUUCAAACACCUACACCAAACCCUAACAUGCCCACCAAUAACUGGUUCCAGAAUAACACGAACUAUGUUCAAUCAUAUAACCCGUGCGGCCCGUAUCCUACCUACAACCACAUGAGCGCUCCAGGCCCCAUGUAUCAGAACGUACCGUUAUCGUCAAGCCUGCGAAGCCUGAUCUCCGUAGAGGACCGUGACCGACCACUUCUCGACCAUUUUGUCGACAAUGUUCUGCGGUUAAUCUUCCCUGUCAUCGGGGUACACCAAGGAGGUGCUUCUUGUAUCAAUGAGAUUUUGAAAUUGAUGCAAAGCAAUCGCUCUUACCUUCAUUGCUGUCUCAGCGCAGGUGCAAUCCACCUGAAGACCAGCAUGGGAAUGGAGGACCAGAUGGACCAUGACAUCAUGCAGCACCGAUAUGCAGCAAUCUCGCAGCUUAGUCGUGUCUUGAGCCGUGGCAGCGGCCAUAUGCAGAUUUUGGACGCAACACUUGCAAUGAUCCUUUACCACUGCUCCGUGGGAACGACAGAUGAUUACUUGCCGGAUGUCCCGUGGACCACCCAUUUCCAGGCAGUGACAAGCAUCAUCAAGAAGCUCAACUGUGCUCCGAAUCAGUUCAAUAUUUCUCUCAUAACAUGGAUCGACAUUCUGGGCGCUACCAUGCAGGGGACAACACCGGAAUUUUCCCAUACACACCGUACUAAGCAUUUGAGCGGCACUCAGUCUGGCCUCCAGCAGUUGAUGGGAUGUGACGAUCGUGUUAUGUACCUUAUCUCAGAGAUUGUGUGUCUGGAAGCCUUAAAGAUCGAGACCAACAUGGAUGAGUUGACUAUCUACAGCCAUGUCUCUGCGAUGACCGCUCAGAUUGAUUACACCGAGCCAACCGAUCGGACUCUUGAGCCACCCUUUGAUGCUAACGGCGCCGUCAGGCAAGAUAUGUUGACGAAAAUCAUAACCACCUUGUACCGCAUUGCGGCCCGCAUUUAUCUGUUCAGUCUGACGCCCGGAUUUGAUUUCCACGAACCUUCCGUUGUCAGUCAAGUUGCGCGUGUGGCAGAGAUCCUGCAGUACAUGCCAUCCGGCCCCAGAGGGUAUGAUCGUUGCCUUGUGUGGCCGUUGUUUAUUGUGGGAGUACACUCAGUGCCCUCCAGUAUAUUCCGGAAAACCUUAGCUGAAAGAGUCGCAGCUUUGGGGUAUAUGAGCGAGUUUGGAAGCUUCGGUCGGAUGUACCGUGUGCUGAAAGAGAUUUGGAAAGAAUCCAAGCCAAAAUUAAAGGGUAAAGCAAAUGCAAAGGGGAAAGGGAAGGCCAAAUCCAAGGAACGGCCUGCCACUGACUCGGACGACUCGGAUGCCUCUGAUGAAUCCGACUUGGAGUCCGACGAGGAAACCCCGGCACCUGCUAGUAGCUCUAAAGCUGCUGGAAAGCGGCCGGACAAGCCUGGAGAGGGAAAGCUCCAUUGGCGGGAAAUCAUGCGACGCAACAAAUGGAAUUAUCUAUUGCUGUAGAGGCAUAAUGUGCCUCUUGAAUAGUAGUCGAUGAUGGAACUACAUGAUUCACCCUUGAAAGGGACAUCAGGAAACAAUAUACAGCCUAGUUACUCGACUUAGCGACAGAGGGGACAGCAAGUCUAUUUAACUUG